AUGCUGUCAUUCGUGCGCAAUUAUUCGAUCCUUCCAAAGACAAUAAAAUCAUUGUCGAAAGAAGUUUCAAGCUCAACGAAUCAUGUACAACAUGUUAAGGGAUGGAUCAAAUCGGUAAGAUUGUUGAAAAACAUUGCAUUUAUAGAUUUGCAAGAUGGUACUUGCACUGAUGCUCUAAAAGUUUGCAUUCCGAUAGAGAAUUCUAAAGAGACGGAAUACGUCAGAAGACUUAAGACCGGCCAAAGCGUAUCAAUUACGAACGCUCAAUGCAAAAUGACACCAGAAAGAGAACAAUCCUUCGAAUUAAAAAUAAGUGAGCCAUUGAAAUCCAUCAGCAUAAUCGGAAAUGUUACUCUCGAUUAUCCACUACAAAAGAAGGCUCAUUCUUUGUCAUUCUUGAGAACACAACCUACAUUAAAACAUAGAUCUAGCUAUCUCAGUUCUUUAAUGAGGUUCAGAUCUCAUCUCGAAUUGUCAUUAUUCAAUUUUUUCCAAGAGCAUGAUUUUACAAAAGUUUCUCCACCAGUACUUACAUCAAGUGACUGUGAAGGUGCAGGUGAACUCUUUAAAGUUCAAUCAUCAUCGAGGGAUAAUGAUUCGUAUUUUGGUAAGCCAACGUACUUGACUGUUUCGACACAAUUGCAUUUGGAGAUAAUGGCAAUGGCUUUGUCACGAUGCUACACGCUAACACCAUGUUUUAGAGCUGAAAGAAGCGACACUAAUCGUCAUUUAAGUGAAUUUUGGAUGCUUGAGAGUGAAAUAUCCUUUGUUGAUAGUGUUUUGGAACUAACAAGAUUUGUAGAAGAAAUGCUCAAGAAUAGUAUAAAAUCAUGUUAUGAGCAAAAAAACGAACUCUUACCAAUUAUCACUCCAGAUAAUUCUCUGACAAGAGAAGAAAUUCUAAAAAGAUGGGAAUCUCUUUUGCAUAAAGCGUGGGCAACGAUUUCAUAUACCGAGGCGAUCGGAAUCUUAAAAAAGCAACAUGCUAUGGUUCCUUUUCCCAACUACGAACCCAAAUGGGGCGAAUCUUUACAAACUGAGCAUGAAAAAUGGCUGGCAGGUGAGCAUUUUGAAUCCCCAGUCUUUGUUACAGAUUACCCAAGAGACUGCAAAGCGUUUUACAUGAAGGCAAACUCUGAAGAGUUACCUGGAAACGAAACGGUUGCUUGUUUUGACCUACUAGUACCUGAAAUGGGUGAAAUUGUAGGCGGAAGCAUGAGGGAAGACAAUUAUGACUCUUUAAGUCGCGAAAUGGCCAGACGUAAAAUGAAUAGUUCAGGCGAACUUACUUGGUACUUAAAAUUACGUAGCGAGGGCACAAUUCCCCAUGGUGGAUUUGGCUUAGGACUUGAGAGACUGGCAUCCUACUUAUUUGGUAGUCAUAACAUCAAAGAUGCCAUUCCAUUUCACAGAAGUGCUUCUGGAUCCAUCGAGCUGUGA
Zygotorulaspora mrakii is the source of this 1440-nucleotide messenger RNA. It is a transcript of the gene SLM5, whose product is annotated as asparagine--tRNA ligase SLM5. The coding region runs from base 1 to 1440 and encodes 479 amino acids. The transcript has a single exon. Gene Ontology annotation, biological process: asparaginyl-tRNA aminoacylation. Gene Ontology annotation, molecular function: asparagine-tRNA ligase activity; ATP binding. The record is from RefSeq and is a predicted model, not a curated record. Gene Ontology annotation, cellular component: mitochondrion. Lineage: Eukaryota; Fungi; Ascomycota; Saccharomycetes; Saccharomycetales; Saccharomycetaceae.